Messenger RNA from Vitis vinifera (wine grape), 2552 nucleotides. RefSeq names its product putative respiratory burst oxidase homolog protein H. Gene Ontology annotation, cellular component: plasma membrane. Bases 15 to 2540 code for a protein of 841 amino acids. The transcript has 14 exons. Gene Ontology annotation, molecular function: NAD(P)H oxidase H2O2-forming activity; peroxidase activity; calcium ion binding. NCBI's taxonomy places the organism in Eukaryota, Viridiplantae, Streptophyta, Magnoliopsida, Vitales, Vitaceae. The record is from RefSeq and is a predicted model, not a curated record.
UUGUAUCAGCAUCCAUGGCCGGCAUCAUGGAGCCAGGCGAAAACGAUUCAACAAAGUGGAUGCUUCAGAUAGUUGAUAUCGAUAAUAUGGAGGAGGUUCCCAUUAAUGACGGUGAUCAGGUGAGGAGCUCCACCGCAGAAUCUCAAAAUGGGGAGACUUCUCUGAAUGAGAGUGAAAGCAUUGUAAAAAGGAGGAACGAAGCUCAGGGAAAGGUCCCUGGUUUGGGAAGGUCUACGUCCGGAGCUGCAAGAGGGCUUAACAGCUUACGGUUUCUCGAUAGGACAACCACGGGGAAGGAAGGGGAUGCGUGGAAGCCUGUCCAGAAACGCUUCAAGCAACAUGCAGUUGAGGGAAAGCUCUACAAAGAAAAAUUUGGAGUCUGUAUCGGAAUGGGGGAUUCAAAGGAAUUCGCUGGGGAGCUGUUUGAUGCCUUGGCGAGACGCAGAAAGAUUAACACAGAAAAUGGGAUAUCUGAGGAAGAAUUGAGACAGUUUUGGGAAGACAUGACCGAUCGAGACCUUGAUUCCAGACUUCAAAUUUUCUUUGACAUGUGUGACAAGAAUGGUGAUGGAAAACUUUCAGAGGAUGAAGUAAAGGAGGUGAUAAUGUUGAGUGCCUCCACAAACAAGCUAUCAAAUCUUAAGCAACAUGCAGCCGAAUAUGCAGCUUUAAUCAUGGAAGAGCUUGAUCCUGACAAUCAUGGUCACAUAGAGAUGUGGCAACUAGAAACUCUAUUAAGAGGAAUGGUGGGUGGCUCUGAAGAAGGCCCCAAGUUCAACAAGAGAGCCCAAACGCUAUCAAGAACCAUGAUCCCGAAAAAAUACAGGACUCCAGUUAGCAAACAUCUAUCUAAAACCCAAGAAUUUCUCCAGGACAACUGGAAGAGGGUUUGGCUUGUCACAUUAUGGCUCUCCAUAAACUUGACGCUCUUCAUUUGGAAGUUCAAUCAAUACAAGACAAAAAAGGCAUUCAAGAUCAUGGGUUACUGUCUCUGCACUGCCAAGGGUGCUGCUGAGACCCUCAAAUUCAAUAUGGCUCUCAUUCUCAUUCCUGUCUGUAGAAGAACCCUAACUAAGCUCAGAUCAACAUUUCUCAGCGCCUUAAUCCCUUUCGAUGACAACAUAAACUUCCACAAGUUAAUUGCUCUGGCAAUCGCAAUUGGGGUUUUUAUCCAUACCAUAAUGCAUGUAACCUGUGAUUUUCCAAGAUUGAUUUCAUGUCCACCCCGGAAGUUCAGGAGGAUUCUUGGACCUCAGUUCAACUUCAAGCAGCCAACUUAUGGCGACCUGCUGGAAAGUAUUACAGGCACAACUGGGAUUCUCAUGAUUGUUAUGAUGAGUUUCUCCUUCACACUGGCAACUCACUCUUUUAGGAGGAAUGUUAUCAAGCUUCCAUGGCCAUUCCACCAUUUGGCUGGAUUUAAUGCCUUCUGGUAUGCACAUCAUUUGCUGGUCCUCGUCUAUGUUCUCUUGGUCAUCCAUGGCUACUUCCUGAUUCUCAGUAGGAACUGGUACAUGAAGACGACAUGGAUGUACGUCAUGGUCCCUGUACUCUUCUACGCCAGUGAGAGAACACUCACCUCAGUUCAUGAGCACAAUCACCAGGUUGGCAUAAUCAAGGCUACAAUUUACACAGGAAAUGUUCUAGCACUAUACAUGACCAAACCUCCCGGAUUCAAGUACAAGAGUGGAAUGUAUCUAUUUGUCAAGUGUCCAGAUGUAUCAAAUUUUGAAUGGCAUCCCUUCUCUAUCACUUCUGCCCCAGGAAAUGACUACUUGAGCGUCCACAUUCGAACCUUGGGAGACUGGACUACAGAGAUCAAAAACAGAUUUGCAAAGGUUUGCGAACCUCCAUCUGCACAACCGAAAAAGGGGGCUCUAAUGAGAAUGGAAACCAGAGCAGCAACAGAAACCGGCGAUGUACAAGCAGGAUUUCCAAGGAUCAUCAUCAAAGGACCUUAUGGAGCCCCUGCUCAGAACUACAAGAAGUAUGAUAUCCUCUUGCUGAUUGGCCUGGGAAUUGGAGCUACUCCAUUCAUCAGCAUUAUGAAAGACCUCCUUAAUGACAUCAAGCCAAAUGAUUCGGAUUCAUCCUACAGCGACGCGCAUGAGGCAACUAAAAAGGGUCCUGAAAGAGUGUAUUUCUAUUGGGUGACAAGGGAACAAGGCUCCUUUGAAUGGUUUAAAGGUGUCAUGAACGAUGUUGCAGAGUAUGACCAUGGUCAUAUGAUAGAAAUGCACAACUACUUGACCAGCAUGUAUGAAGAAGGAGAUGCACGGUCUGCACUUAUUGCCAUGGUGCAGUCACUGCAGCAUGCCAAGAAUGGAGUUGAUGUCGUCUCAGAAAGCCGGAUCAAGGCGCAUUUUGCAAGACCCAAUUGGAAAAAGGUGUUUAGUCACUUGGCGAGUACUCACCAAUCUGCUAAAAUAGGUGUCUUCUAUUGUGGAAGUCCGACCCUCGCCAAACCACUGAGGCAGCUCUGCAAAGAGUUCAGUCUAAAUUCAUCAACACGAUUUCAUUUUCACAAGGAGAACUUCUAGAGUAGCAGUCCC